Messenger RNA from Pteronotus mesoamericanus, 3121 nucleotides. RefSeq names its product chromosome unknown C17orf75 homolog (gene CUNH17orf75). The record is from RefSeq and is a predicted model, not a curated record. Gene Ontology annotation, cellular component: trans-Golgi network. The coding region runs from base 56 to 1246 and encodes 396 amino acids. Lineage: Eukaryota; Metazoa; Chordata; Mammalia; Chiroptera; Mormoopidae. The transcript is spliced from 10 exons.
ACGGCAGCGGGGGAGCGGUUUGCAGGGGACACAGGGCCUCCCGGAGGCCGCCGCGAUGCUCCCCUCUUUGCAGGAAUCGCUGGAUGGGGAUGAAAAGGAGCUGGAGAGCAGCGAAGAAGGUGGCUCCGCUGAGGAGCGAAGAGUCGAGCCACCGCCUACCAGUCACUACUGUCUCUACAGCUACCGCGGAAGCAGAUUGGCACAGCAGCGAGGGGACAGUGAUGAUGGAAGCCCAAGUGGCACAAAUGCAGAAACUCCCUCUGGUGAUGAUUUCAGCCUCUCCUUGGCUGAUACUAAUCUACCAUCGGAAGUGGAGCCAGAGUUGCGCAGUUUCAUUGCUAAGCGUCUUUCUAAGGGAGCAGUCUUUGAAGGACUGGGUAAUGUUGCAUCUGUGGAGCUGAGAAUUCCGGGUUACCGGGUUGGUUGUUACUACUGCCUUUUCCAACAGGAAAAACUGCUUCCUGAAACAGCAGCAGUGGACCCUGACCAUAACCCUUCAGAGUACGUGGUCUGUUUUUUAGGAGGGUCUGAAAAAGGACUUGAGCUUUUCAGGCUUGAAUUGGACAAGUACAUUCAAGGGCUAAAAAACAACAUGAGCUGUGAGGAGAAGGGCCUGGAGAACCACACGAAGUCCUACCUGAGCAGCUGGUUUGAGGAUGUUGUGUGCCCAAUCCAGAGGGUGGUUCUGCUCUUUCAGGAGAAGCUUACAUUUUUGCUCCAUGCUGCUCUGAGUUAUACUCCUGUUGAGGUUAAAGAAUCAGAUGAAAAAACAAAGAGGGACAUUAACAGGUUUCUGAGUGUGGCCAGUCUUCAAGGCCUUAUUCACGAAGGCACGAUGACGUCGCUGUGCAUGGCCAUGACAGAGGAGCAGCAUAAGUCUGUGGUCAUAGACUGCAGUGGCUCCCAGCCGCAGUUCUCCAAUGCAGGAAGCAACCGAUUUUGUGAGGAUUGGAUGCAGGCUUUUUUGAAUGGUGCUGAAGGAGGUAACCCUUUUCUUUUUCGACAAGUACUGGAGAACUUUAAACUAAAGGCCAUACAAGACACAAAUAACUUGAAGAGAUUUAUCCGACAGGCAGAAAUGAAUCAUUACGCUUUGUUUAAAUGUUACAUGUUCCUAAAGAACUGUGGUAGUGGAGAUAUCCUUUUGAAGAUUGUUAAAGUGGAACAUGAAGAAAUGCCCGAAGCCAAAAAUGUGGUGGCUGUCCUCGAAGAAUUUAUGAACGAAGCUCCCACCCAAAAUUCCUGAUGUGUGUUCUGAGAUAACUGUGCUGUGAGGUUGUAGAUUCCAGCACUGGUGUUUGGCAUUGCAGUGGUUAUAAGCUGCAUGGGAUUGUUAUUGAAGAUGAUUUGAAAUGCAUUCUAGAUUUUUUCAUCUUUGUAUUUUUAAAAUUUAACUUAAUUAGACAUGAAACUCUGAGGAAAGUCUUGAGUCCUAAAUAGAUGUGUGUUAAGAGCUGUAGAAUUAUAGUACAUUGCUGGUCCCAUGAAUUCUGAAUACUUCAGGGAGCUGUUGCUUAAAAAACUACAGAGGUGAUUUUGUGGCUUCUCUCAGGAGUUUGCUGCAGCAUUUAGCAACCUUUGCUCUCAGAAAAGUCAUAAUAUGUCUUUGUCAAAAUGUACUCCUAGUCUUAGGGCAGUUUUGCACCAUCACACCAUUUCAAAGACAGAUCUGUGCAUCCUGUGGGUGCUUGGUAGAUUUUUGUCUGCUUGAUAAUGACAUGGAUGAUGAAGCCAGCUUUUUAAGUUGAUAUGCAAAUCAACCGUGAGUGUGUAAAGAAAAUAAAUGAGCUUUGAAAAUAGACGUGCUAGCUUUAAGAUGAAACUGAUGGAAAGCUACUGGAGAGGCGGCCCCUGUCACUUUCCUUCUCUUCAUUUGCUCACAGGUGUUAGCUGAGAGCCUGUAUUUUCUUUUAUAUGAGAAUGGCGGAGUUUUUAAAGAGUGUUAAAAAAGAAAAAAUGAAGCAUAUUCAUUUUAUAAGUAAAUAAUAACACGAUCGUUCUUUGUAUCAGAGUUACUCAUUGCUUUUAGUGUUUUGUACUUUGUUUACAAGCCUCGUAUUGUGUUGCUCUGAAUCAGUCAAAGUGCCCUCAGCUAGAGGCAUUUAUAGUUCCCACGGAAGACAGUUGUAGCUACUCACAGGACUGCCUUUUGUGCUGCCUGGCCUUUACUAAAUCCAUUUGAUAAUGAUUUUUGUUUAGAGGAUCAGAAGUCUCAUGUUCUCACUGCCCUCGGGAUGUGUGGAGGAAUAGGAGUUCAUAAAAAUCCUCUCCUAAACUCAUAGAUUCACAUUAAGUGCUGAGUUUUAACUUUCAUAAUGACUGACAGUGGCCUGCUUUGUCUUCUCCAGAGGUCGGGGGCCUGGCUCACCAAGCCAUUUUUUUUUCCUUUAAUGAGAAAUACAAUUCAGGGUCUUCAUAAAGGCUUUCCUAUGGUUUUAAACUUUAAUAACUCGGAUUGUAGGCAGUGCUGGAAAAAAAAUCCAAGUAGCAUUAAAUUCAGAAUAACUACGGAAGUAAGCAAUUUUAUGGCACUUCCCUUGAAUCCAACUUUUUCUAAUGUACUGGUUGCCCUCUUGGAAAUUAAUUUUUUAAAUCAACAACAUUAGGACAUCAACAUUUUGAGUUUGGAAACAUAUUUUUCAUUUUCAAAUUCACAUGUCAUUCAAGAAUCCAUGUUGUAAAUGGCAUUUAAAAGCAAAUGUAUUACCGGCUUCAUUAAUAUAGUCAAGGUAUAAUUAUAAAUUCUUUAUGUGUACUUUUAUAUAUAUUUUGUGAUGUAGGCACUCUACAUUACACAGUUGUAUACAAUACAGUCUUAUUUUAAAAGUCUGUGACAAACUGUACGUCACUACUGUAGACAAGGAAAAUGGUGUCAUGGAAUUAAAUGUCUUAUUGUUCAUGAGAAGAAAUUCAGAGAGCUCAUGACCAGAAACCUGUACUGUAUUCAAAUCUUAAUAAGCUAAUGUAUUACUUUUUAGUUUCAAAAAGGAUUUAUUCAAUGUGGAAUACAUUUAUGUAUCUGUGUCCCGUAUGCACAUAGGAAAUGUAUGUUUGUCAUGUGUCAAGAAAUGGUUUCAGUUUAUCCAUGAUUAUAUUUGUAAUAAUAAUAAUAAAGCAACUU